Helicoverpa armigera (cotton bollworm) is the source of this 2521-nucleotide messenger RNA. RefSeq names its product adenine phosphoribosyltransferase (gene Aprt). NCBI's taxonomy places the organism in Eukaryota, Metazoa, Arthropoda, Insecta, Lepidoptera, Noctuidae. The transcript is spliced from 4 exons. The record is from RefSeq and is a predicted model, not a curated record. The coding region runs from base 353 to 904 and encodes 183 amino acids. Gene Ontology annotation, cellular component: cytoplasm. Gene Ontology annotation, molecular function: AMP binding; adenine binding; adenine phosphoribosyltransferase activity. Gene Ontology annotation, biological process: AMP salvage; adenine salvage.
UCAUUGGCUACAAUUGACGUUUAAAAACAUAAGCUGUUUUACUUUUGAAACUCCUAGGCGAGUGCGUCUUUCGGAUACCAUGGUACCAGCUCGUGAAAAUACCCUUUCACAAGGCACUGAUGUUGCCAGCACACAGCACUUAGUAAAAACUAAUUUCGUCAAAUUUGGGUAAACAUGUUCGUGGUUUUUCCACCACUGAAGUCAAUCAAAAUCAAUCAAACUCAAACUAUAGUUAUUGAAUUGAAAUCCGCAAUAUCCCAAAUCGGCAUACAAUUGUUAAGAUAAACUGUGACAGAAAAUACAUAGAACAUAACCUAUAAAUCAGAAUAAAGAACCCAAACUUUAUAUAACUAUGGACGGAGACUACGAUAAGAAAAUAUUAGAAUUGAAAAGCAAAAUCAAGAGCUACCCUGACUUUCCUAAGCCAGGAAUUUUAUUUUGGGACAUAUUCUCAGCAAUCUCUGACGGGCCCACAUGCAAGCUCCUACAGAGUCUACUAGUACAAACUAUAAAGGCCAAGUUCCCAGACGUGGAAGCAGUGAUAGGCUUGGAGUCGCGAGGGUUUCUCUUCUCGUUCUCCGUGGCUGCUGAGCUGAGCAUCGGCUGUUUACCUGUGAGGAAGAAGGGGAAACUACCUGGGGAGGUCGUGUCUUAUAAGUACGAGUUGGAGUAUGGGACGGACAUACUAGAAAUCCAAAAAGGCACAAUUCGGAAAGGCCUCAAAUGCCUCAUUAUUGACGACCUGAUAGCUACUGGUGGUUCUAUAACAGCAGCCACGAAGCUGCUUCAGUCUUGCGGUGCUGAUGUCAUCGGCUGUCUCGCUGUCAUCGAGCUGACUUCACUCAGGGGCCGCCAGAACAUUCCAGAAGGAAUACCGGUACAUUCCUUGAUACAAUACGAGUAGGUAGAUGAUUUAGUGUAGGCGCAAGGGAAAAUGUUCUAAGGCCUAUUUUUGGUACGCCAGUUUUUCUUAAAACAAUUGCUUACUAGGAAUUUUCACAUUCAACUUUCAUAGUAAAUAGUUGUUUUAAGAAAAACGGAUGUUAAUUUUGUCUGUGGUCUUUGGCCUAAGUGGUUUUAAAGGCUCUGUGUUAAAUUGAGAUUUUUGCUUCCAUUUUGAUACAGAUUAUUGCAAGAAUUAUAAGUACUAUUUGACGAUAUCUUUGAAGAUAUUUAGCAACAUAAGUUACACACAACAUUUUAUGUAUGUAUGUACAUAUGUUAUAUAUUCAGUGUAUUUUUAAUACAUUGGCUAUUGAAAAAUACCUUUGCGCCUAUGUUUUAGAUAAAUCUUCAUUCAGGUUUAUAAUUGUUAUAUUAUACUAGAUGUUAGCUUUAUAUAACUGUUGAGCUAGUACUAAGGCAUUUUGAACUCCAUUUUCAUAGACUAAUUUGUACAGAAUUUUGAUAUCAAAUCAACUGGCUAACGAUAUGACGUGCCUUUAUAUUUUUGACCAUUUUUUGUCAUAGUGUUUAAUGGAGUGAAAAAAAAAUGGCACAUACAAUAAACAAAAAAUAUUAAACCCUUUUUUAACUACUUUUUGUUACUUACUGUACUAGGACUUUGUUUGUGUCAUGAAGAUUUUUUUUUAAUGAUAGAAAAGGCAGCAAUACACUCCAUUGUUACUCUAUUGUACCAAAGAUCUGGCAUGAUAUUUCAUAGUAUAAAUAAUUUAUAAUGGUAUCAUAAUAAUUGAUUUUUUUAACAAUUGACGUGCAAAACCUAUUAAAUAAUACUAUAAAUUAAUAAUAAUAAUUCAAGUAAUAGUGUAAGUGACAGGUCUUUUAUUUAUCAGUUAAUCUGUUUUGACUUUAGUGUACAUAGGUAUCUAAAUAUGAUACUCGUAUUUAUAUGUAUCAUAUCGUUGUAUAUAAUGUAUGUAAGUAUUUAUUUUAACCCUUUAAUUGCUUACGUAGUGAACGGACGCGAAAACUUUUCUCAACUCCAAAGACUUCUUUAAGAAAAUAAACAGCCCGAAUUGUUAUUUAUCUGAUUUUAACUUGAGCCUCUCGUUGUAAAGCACUGGUACUCAGCUGAAUCCGGUUAGACUGGAAGCCGACCCCAACAUAGUUGGGAAAAAGGCUCGGAGGAUGAGGAUGGAUGAACUUGAGCCUCUAACUAAUUGCUCUAAUUCUAAAUCAUACCAUCAAGUUCAUGAGUCAUCUUGAUAUAUUUCGUUUAACUAUAACAGGAAGAUACUGCGAAGUUUCCUCUAUGUUUAUCUUAUUUUAAAUGUUUUCAAGUCCACACACGUACGCAGCGGUGCAAGGGUUAAGGACACAAUAUAUUUUUUAAGGCCUGAUACACAUGAAUGAUAAACUGGGCGUUAGAAUGUUUCGUGUGAGACCGGCUUUGUAAAGUUUACAUAAGGUACAUUUCUUUUGUAAAAUGUUGCCUCAAAAUACUGCUCAAUUUUGACGUUGUUUUUUAACAAUGUGUUUUACAAUAAUAGUAGUUAAUUAAAUACAUAUUGAUAUUAUGUAAAUGAUUGUAACUGUAAGCAUUCCAGGUUGUACGACA